GGAGGCAGGCGCUUAGCAAGCCAACAGUAGCACCAGGAGGCGGAGCUGAGACUCCGAAGUUGGUUCUUCUCUGAGAUCCCGUCGGCGGAAAAAAAAAAAAAAAAAAAAAAAACCAGCCACCGAGCGCCAGCGUAGAAGCAACAGAUCCCAAAGAAGGCGAUCCCGGAGCGCUGCAAUUUUAGGCUCGGGGUGUUUUUUUUGUUUUGUUUUUUUUGGGGUUUUUUUUUUUAGCACCCGGGAGGCGGGCAGAGGAAGGGGGGUCGCGAGGUCGCAGCCAUGCCUGGCCACAGCGGCUCUCGGGCGGCGCAGCUCGGUUUGGCGCGGCUCUGGUGAGCGCUCCUUAUGGGGGAUCCCGCCGAAUAGUAGCGGGCCUCCCCCCCCCCCCAGGAUCGCCGAGGAGCCGUGCCCCGAUGGAGCCGGAAGAAAAAAAGAUCUCGGUGUGGAUCUGCCAGGAGGAGAAGUUAAUCUCGGGCCUUACCAAACGUACCACUUGCUCGGAUGUGGUGCGGGUCCUUUUGGAGGAGAGCAAGCAGCGGCGCAGGCGUCGGCAGCAGCAGCAGCAGCAGCAACAGGCAUCGGUGCAGGAGUGCGGCGGGGGGAUGUUGUCCGGGCUCCCGCAGUCUUACUGCAUCGUGGAGAAGUGGCGGGGCUUCGAGAGGAUCCUGCCCAACAAGACCAAGAUCCUGAGGCUCUGGGCGGCCUGGGGCGACGAGCAGGAGAACGUGCGCUUCGUGCUGGUGCGCAGCGAGGCGUCCUUGCCCAACACCGGACCCAGGAGCGCCGACGCCAGGGUGGUCCCCAGCAGGGACAGCCCGGGACGCCAUGGCUUGGGGGUUGCAGCCCGGGCCAGCCUGGCUCUGAGCCAGGAGCGGCAGCGGCGCGUGGUGAGGAAAGCCUUCCGCAAGCUGGCCAAGAUCAACAAGAGGAAGGGGCAGCCGCAACUCGAGGAGCCGCCGGCUAAGGAGGCCCCGGCGGCCGAGAGGAUGGAGACUCUGGUGCAUCUGGUCCUUUCGCAAGACCACACCAUCCGGCAGCAGAUCAAGCGGCUCCGCGACUUAGACCGGGAGAUCGACCGCUACGAGGCGAGGAUUCACUUCGACCGCAUGAAGCGCCACGGGGUGAACUACGUGCAGGACACUUACUUGGUCGGAGAAGAGCCGGAGCCCCCCGCGGGGCAGCAGGAGGGAAAGGUUCCCGCAGGAGCGGCCCCCGAGGCGGCGGCGGCGGCGACGCCUCCUUCGGCGGGGGAGUUCGAGACGCCGGCGGCCGGCAGCGAGGGCUUGGAGGAGUUCGCCUGGAAGUGCGAGCAGGUGGCUCGGGUGCAGGAGCAGUGGCGCCGCCAGGAGGAGCUGAUCGAGCAUUUGGCCGGCGAGAUCCAGGAGGAGCUCAACGAGCGCUGGAUGAGGCGGCGCCGGGAAGAGCUGGCGGCCGCCAAGGGCUCCAGCGCCAGCCUCUCCGAGACGGACUGCAACACCACCGAGCUGAGCGGCGGCGGCGGCGAGCUCCACGUGGAGCAGGAGCGCGUCAAGACGCAGCUGAGCACCAGCCUCUACAUCGGGCUGCGCCUCAACACGGACUUGGACGCCGUGAAGUCGGACCUGGAAUUUACCCAGCGCGCCUGGGCCGAUAAAGAGUGCGAGCUUCGGCGCUUGCUCGAUUCCCUGGAGUCCUUACACGUGGAGGAGGAAGAGGAGGAGGCGGAGGUGGAGGAGGAAACGGCGGCGGUGGUGGUGGACGAGGGCGAGCGAGGGGACCUCCCUUUCAACACGGGCGACGAGCUGCCCGCCUCUGUCCCCAUCACCUCGGGAAAUUGGGCUGAGGAAGCUGCCCGGAGUUUGGGCAAAGACCGCGAAGAUCGUGAAGACGAGGAUUCCGACACGGGUUUGAGCUCUAUGCACAGUCAGGACUCGGACUCUGUGCCUGUGUGCGAAUCCCUCGUGUAGCUGUUCCCCCCUCCUCCCGUUUUUUUUUUUUUUUUUUCCCCCUUCACAUCAUCUCAGGGACUGCAAAACUGUUUUUCUCCUUCGGUGCACAAGUUUCCAUUGGCGCAAAAUGCUUGGAUUAAGAGUUCCUGCUUUUUCUCCUGUUUCUGAUUAAGUGCAUUACAAUAGAUUGUAACAAUGCAGACUCCAGUCUGGGUCGGUCACCGGGGAUCGUUGUAAUGAGCCUGAUGGUGGUUCAUUACAGGUCAUUUCUGUUCAAAUAAUCAAAUCCUGGAAAAUAUAUAUUUGUACAAACAAAAAGCUAGUUUUCUCCAUAAUUAAAUUUCCUUGUUUUUUUUCAAAUGAAGAAAAAGCUGCCGUUUUUAAUAUUUAAUUCUCUUAAGGAAAUAAAUACUGUUGUGGAAAAUAUAUGAUAUUGUGUGUAUAUAAAACAAAGCUCCCAACAUCUAAAUUGAGGGCUUGACACUGAAACUUUCUGAAACUAGUCAAGAAGGGCAGAUUUUGGUCUUGUUUUCUCACUCUUUAACUGCAAACUUUAAAAAAGGAUUGUUGGCAAAUCUCUGAAACUGUACUUUCCAUUUUUUUGCUCUUUUACAUCUGAGAUAUUUAUUUUUGAACGGCUUUUCUAACCAUUACAUUCUUAAUUGCAAGUACAAGACAGAGUGCUUUAAAAGUGUUAUUCAUUAAUUUGCUUUCUAAUUCAGGAAUUUUUUUUACUCCUUGGUUCUUUCCCAAUAUAAAGACAUAUGUCUAAUACAAUAGAGCUGUAAUUUGCUCUGAAAGAGGUACAGUAGUUUAAUCUUCUGAUCAAAAUGAAACAUAUAGAUGGAAGACACAGUAGCAAGAAUGGGGAUGAUUAAUAACUUGUACUCUGGAAUGCCUGCUGUCAUCCUGUUUGGAAUAGAUUCCAACAAAUGUCUAAAUAACAAAUUUAUGUCUCAGAUGCAACAAAUCUCUUAUGCACAGGUGUUCAUGGGAAUAAUCCAGGUUUUUGUGGGGAGGUGGGAAGGUUUAUUUAAAUGUUAAGAAUGAAUCAUUGGAAGUAAAUAGGAAUCAUAGCAGUUAUGCUUAUUUGGUUGUGUUUCUUAGAAAAAUGGGGAAUGAAACGCAGGAGAUGUGAGUUAAUUUGCUCACAACACACUAACAGUGUAAAUCUGCAUGAGAGAAUGCUGGUUGAGUGAGACUUUACAUUGUAAUUACAUGGUACGGAAACUUUAAAAGUGACAUGGGCUUUAAUGCUUCCAGUAUGUGAUUUGCAGAUUUAUUGAAGCAGUAUGCAGUGUGUUGUGAAUAAGAUUGAAUUUGUCUAAAUAUGCUGAAAUCAGCAUUGGGUAAGAGCCAUUCCACAAAGCCAGCUCCAGUGCCUUGUUUGUUGCAGGUCUUGAGCAAAGUUUUUGUGGCCUGAAGGCCAAUCUAAGGGGCAACUUCUCCAAAACUGAUAUGUCUAUGCAUUUUAUUCACAAUGAACUUGGUACGUGCAUUCCUACUUAAAACUUUCAAAAGGAAAUAGGACUUCCAAACCAUUUUAACUCCUACCUUACUUUAAAAUGUCAAAUUUGGCAAUGAAUGGCAUAAAUUUCAUUGGUGGGAAUGAUGGAGGCAGAAGGACUGUGAUGCAACAAGAACAAAUUAACCCUUUCUCCUAUACACACACAAAACACCAUCUCAAGGCUAGUGAGGCUAUUACAACUUUUUAUCACGUCUUUUAAUAGUUGCAAUUUAAAAGAAUAUGACUGAACAAAUGCCACUGUAAACUCAUAUUACGGAUUUAUUUCUAAACAGAAGUAAAUAAUUGGAAGUUAAAAGAGGCACAUACUAUUUUUGUUACUUUGUUUUUCAGAUUACCUUCCUUGUGAACAGUAGGGCAGUUUUUUAGUUCAACUGAGCAUCAGUCACAGAAGAAAUUUGGCAUAGAUUGUUUUUUUUCAAUUUUGCUUUUAAAGGUGUGAAUUGAGAGCAUUGUAAGAGAGGAUCAGAAUCAGAUUCUACCAAUGGAUAGUUAGAAAUAAAUUUAAUAGGAUUUCAUUGUAUAUUGAGCUCCAUGUAGAAAUGAAGAUUGGCUGUGUAUAGGACAGCAAAUAAGUCCACAAAUAGUUUUGGCAAUAGAUGGAAAAGUGGCCAUCAGUAUCGUAUCCAUCAUUGCCUUUCCCAAGCAAAAUCUUACUUUCAUCUAUUGCAUAAUUGCAUUGCUAUUUUCUUCUUCCAUGUUUUUUGAGUCAGUUAUUAAAAAAUGGAUACAAAAUGGUAGAAUACAGGCCAGUUACUAAAUGAAUCACAUUAACUGGGAAAAAUUCCCUGAAUGGGGCAAGGUGAUUUAUGCAAUACUUAGCUUCAUCUAAAAGCAACCAGUAUUUGGGGAGAGGGGAACCUUGUAUUUCAAAUCGGGAAGAAAAAAGUGCAGAGACGCUGCACUGGCCAGGAUGCACUAUCACAGUGUUUC
This is a messenger RNA of Crotalus tigris (Tiger rattlesnake), 4383 nucleotides long. RefSeq names its product Ras association domain family member 10 (gene RASSF10). Lineage: Eukaryota; Metazoa; Chordata; Lepidosauria; Squamata; Viperidae. The transcript has a single exon. Gene Ontology annotation, biological process: signal transduction. The coding region runs from base 411 to 1943 and encodes 510 amino acids. The record is from RefSeq and is a predicted model, not a curated record.